AUGUCGGGAAAGUUUAGUGAACUUAAAGAAAAGCAAGAGUUUUCUUAUUUCAUCUCCACACCUCAUGAAGAUUGGGACGCGCUUGAAUAUCAUCGGGAAUGGCAGGCAAAGAAAUAUGAAAUGAGCAAGACCAAAGUUAAGAUAGCAAUCACCCGACAACUUGAUGGUGAUGGAAUACGUUCCGCUGGGAUUUUGGCUAGCUACUGGAUUAUGGUCCUGAGUGGUGAUGGAAUACGUUCCAAUGAUUCAAAUCCUGGCGGACGUAUCCAAGAUUUUUGGGCGAGUAUUUUUGCAGAUAAAAAAGCGGAAUUUAAAAAGAAAGUAGUUGCUGCAAAAGUUCGUGAAAUACAGUCGGAUAAAUGCUUGAUCAUGAAUAAGAGGUCUCUUGAUGUCUUGAAAGAGACGGUAGUAGAAUAUAAGGAAGCAUCAGUAAUAUUGGCUGACUUUACUCGUGACGGACAGGAUGAAAAUCCAUUCAUUGAGGAAGAGGAGAAUGAUAUCAUAAUUGAUGAUGUUCCAUGUGAAUUUUCUUUCAAAAAUGGAGAUCCAGCGAAUGAUUUACACAUGGGAGAGACUUAUGUGUCUCUACUUUUUAGAAAUUAUCAGAAGCAGUCACUAAAUAUUGCAAGGGACAAGGGUUUAUUUGUGGAAUCAAAUGUACAGGAAAUAUUAUCGUUAUCGUCAAUUUUAUUACUUGCCUCGAAUUCCUAUUCCAAUACAAUGACUGAUCACUUCGGAUUGUCCUUGCUUGAUGAAAUCCAUCAAAAAUUUAAAUCAGAGCAACAAAUAAUACUAGAUUUGAGUUCCGAAACAACAUUCCGAAAAGCAGUUAAAAUGACUUUAAGUGAAUCACGUGAUGAUGCUAUUAUCUGGUUAUGUGAAAACUUGAAAGUGAGCGAUCUUUGA
Cetraspora pellucida is the source of this 906-nucleotide messenger RNA. NCBI's taxonomy places the organism in Eukaryota, Fungi, Glomeromycota, Glomeromycetes, Diversisporales, Gigasporaceae. The record is from the annotation of a GenBank genome assembly.